Molecule: messenger RNA, 633 nt
Organism: Trichoderma reesei QM6a
Lineage: Eukaryota; Fungi; Ascomycota; Sordariomycetes; Hypocreales; Hypocreaceae
Exons: 1
Coding region: 1-633 (210 amino acids)
Molecular function (GO): gamma-glutamylcyclotransferase activity
Source: RefSeq, a predicted model, not a curated record
AUGGACUCCCAGAGCAGCCACAGCAGCCAAGACUCGCAAGACAGCACCCUGACCAUCACCGACGAAAACAGAAGCGAGAUCCUCUACUUUGCCUACGGAAGCAAUCUCUCCACGGAACAAAUGCGGCAGCGAUGUCCGUAUUCCACAGCUGUCGGCCUGGGAAAGCUGUCAGGAUGGAAAUGGAUCAUCAACGAGAGGGGGUAUGCGAAUAUUGUCAAGCUGGAUGAUGGUGAAGACGAUGUUGGCGGGGAGGGUGAGGGGAAGGGAAAGAUGGAGGAGGAGGAACAAGGUCAUGUAUACGGUAUGCUUUAUCUAUUGCCGACAGAAGACGAGGACAGACUGGAUGGCUACGAGGGCGUGCCGUGGGCCUAUGAAAAGGUGUAUCUCGAGGCAUCGUGGGUAAGCAGCAGCAGCGGCGGCGGCGGCAAGGAGGAGGAGGGGGAGGAUGGCGGAGAGGAGCUGACGCCCGUCAAGGUGCUGGCAUAUGUGGACCGGAAGAGGACGACGGAGGGGGAGCCGAAGAGGGAGUAUGUGGGCAGGAUGGAGAGAGGGCUUGAGGACGCGGUUGGGAACUGGGGGAUGAAGGGGGGUUAUGCAGACUUGCUGAGGAGGUUUUGGGUGGAUGGGCGGUGA